AUGCAGGCCCUAAAGUCUGCUAAAGAUCAUAAAGCCGGCCUGUUCGACGUUCCCCUUCCUGUCCCUGCCCGUGGAGAAGUUCUUGUGAGAACCAAGGCAGUUGCACUGAAUCCAUCCGACUGGAAGGCCAUCACUUGGAUGGACACGCUCAACUUCACGAUCGGAUGCGACUACGCGGGCAUUGUUGAAGCAGUCGGCGAAGGAGUCGAGAAGGACUGGAAGAAGGGCGACCGCAUCGCCGGCAUGGCAAACGGCAACAACCCUCUCCACUUGGACGGCGGAGCAUUCGCUGAGUACAUUGUUGUGAAGGGAGAUGUUCAAAUCAAGAUCCCGGACAAUAUCGCGUUUGAAGAGGCAGCUACGCUGGGUGUUGGAACCGCCACCGUCGGACAAGGUCUGUAUCAGAAGAUGAAGCUUCCAUUGCCGACUGCCCCAGCCAAGGAGAAAUUCCCUAUUUUGAUCUAUGGAGGGAGCACGGCGACUGGGAUCCUGGGAAUUCAGUUUGCGAAGCUCUCGGGACUUGAAGUCAUCACAACCUGCUCGCCUCGAAACUUCGACUAUGUCAAGGAGCACGGCGCAGAUCACGUCUUCGACUACAACUCCCCGACCUGUGGCAGUGAAAUCCGGGAGCUGACAAAGAACCGCCUCUUUUAUGCCUGGGACUGUUUCGCUGAGAGCCCGUCCCCCAAAGUCUGCUCGGAUGCACUUUCCACUGAGAAGAACCCCUCUGGUGAGCAGCCCAUAUACGGAAGCCUCGCGAUGGAAGGUUCAGGGCGAGACGACGUCACGUCUGUGACUUCCAUGGCCUAUACCAUCUUCGCAGAGCCAUUCGAGAGAGGGCCAUUUUACAUUCCCCCGAGCCAAGAAGACUUCGAGUUUGCCAAGGAAUUCAUGACCUUGAUCGAUCAACUUCUGGCUGACGGUAGCUUUAAACCGCACCGGGUGGAGCUGAGGAGUGGUGGGAUUGCGGCAAUUCCAGAAGGGAUAGAAGAUUUGAAGAACUACAAGGUUAGUGGAAAAAAGCUCGUUUACCCUGUAGAAUAG
This is a messenger RNA of Ilyonectria robusta, 1044 nucleotides long. RefSeq names its product putative zinc-binding oxidoreductase ToxD. The record is from RefSeq and is a predicted model, not a curated record. Gene Ontology annotation, molecular function: oxidoreductase activity, acting on NAD(P)H. The coding region runs from base 1 to 1044 and encodes 347 amino acids. The transcript has 2 exons. NCBI's taxonomy places the organism in Eukaryota, Fungi, Ascomycota, Sordariomycetes, Hypocreales, Nectriaceae.